GAAGAAAAAGAGGAAAUGGAGGACAGGUCGGAAACUGUUUCACCCAAAACGGCAACAUCGCCAAAAAAACAGCUCCCUGGUGCAGAGCACGGGAGUCCGACUGAGACAGAUGGGGAUAAGACAGGUUUAGUUGUUGAAGAGGAGGACGAGCAGAGACAAACAGAGAUGGAUAAAGACAGUUAUGAUAAUGACACCAACGUCUCUGAGGACUUUAGACAGUCCUCACCUGACUGGAGCACUGAAGACUCGUUCAUUCAAUCAGAGACUGAAUCCACACAGCAGACUAAUAAAACAGCAAACCACCACAGGGCAGGAUUAAGACCCGGGAUCAGAGGUCCGAGGGGAUUACAGGGUCCACCUGGGCUGACAGGACCACCAGGGCCAAAAGGAGACAAAGGCUAUCAAGGCGUUAUGGGCCGGACCGGGCAGACGGGAUAUAGAGGCCCCAUCGGUCCUCCGGGGAUGCCUGCCAUUGUUGUGUUUAAAACCUCUGAAGAAGAGUGGGAGGCUUUCAAGAAAAAGAAGUUCUUUAAAAAGCUAAUUUCUACCUGGCCGAAACUUAAGGGGCCUCCGGGGCCUUUGGGACCUCCUGGAGACGACGGACCUAUUGGUCCACCUGGAAUUACUGGGAAACAAGGACGAAAAGGAGUUCAAGGGAAAAUUGGUAGUCCUGGACCACAAGGUAUGCCGGGUCCACAGGGCCGACCCGGAAGUGACGGCAGCCCAGGAGAGCACUCAGAUCCAGGCCCUCCUGGCUUACCUGGAGAACAGGGUCCCCAAGGCUACAGAGGAGAAAAGGGCAGCAAAGGGGAGCUGGGUGAGUGGGGUUAUCAAGGGGAGCCUGGACCACAGGGACACAGAGGACCAAAUGGUGACAAGGGAAAUAAAGGAGUGAGAGGUGUUGUUGGUGUCCCCGGCUACAUAGGACUUCCUGGAGCCAGAGGUCCUACUGGUUUUCCAGGACCAUCAGGAACUCAGGGGGAGGUUGGCGCUCAAGGCUUUAGUGGACCACCAGGCCCACCUGGCAAAAUGGGCCCCAGAGGAGUUAAAGGUUUCUUAGGAGUUAAAGGACCGCCAGGUCAUCAUGGUGGACUGGGCAUCAGAGGAGCAGCUGGACCACAGGGAGAGCUUGGUCCUGAUGGAGUGAUCGGGUUCCCUGGUGUCCGUGGCCCUCAGGGAAACCCAGGACCAGCUGGACCUCCUGGCCCUAAAGGGGACCCUGGAGAUCCAGGAGAUGAAGGAGAUAUCGGAGAACCUGGACCAUCUGGACUUAAUGGAUCCAAUGGGAAUCCAGGAAAGCCUGGACCCUCAGGUGAUCCCGGAGCUAAAGCCAAGUGGGGUGAAAAGGGUGACCCAGGGUUUAAGGGUGACCUGGGACCUCCAGGGCCUCCAGGUAAACAAGGAUUGAAGGGGCGACGAGGCCCUUUGGGACUUGAGGGGCUUAGAGGCCCAACAGGGCCACCAGGACUUCCUGGAUCCAGCGGCUUUGAUGGCAUAAUGGGGGAGGAAGGGAAGCAAGGCAAAGAUGGACUGAAGGGAGAUCGAGGGCCAGAUGGUAGCCAAGGAAUUCCUGGGCCUCGAGGAGACAAGGGUCGGGAAGGUCGAGCAGGAUUUUCUGGAAUGCCUGGUCCAAUUGGAGAGAUGGGAAAAUCUGGAGAGAGAGGACUUGAAGGAGAACCUGGUAUUAAGGGGAAGCCUGGAGUCCCAGGAGUGACUGGACCUAAAGGUCUAAAGGGGUUUCAAGGACAUGUAGGAAACAGGGGACAGGACGGACCUCCUGGAGCUCUGGGACCUCUUGGUGCAAAUGGAAUGAAUGGGGACACUGGACCUCCAGGACUGAAGGGAUUGCCGGGGAAGACAGGAGCUCCUGGCCUUCAAGGACCUGUAGGCAAGAGUGGAGAAGCUGGCAGCAGAGGAGUGAAGGGGGCACCAGGAAAGCCUGGGGAGAGAGGGGUUAAAGGUAAAGAAAGCCCAGGAGGACUUCCAGGAAGUGAAGGCUUAAAGGGUAAGAGAGGCGAGGAGGGACCAAGGGGAAAACAAGGCCACCCAGGGGAGAUGGGUAUGCCUGGUCCACGGGGAUACAGAGGAUCUCCUGGUAUCCAGGGUAACAUAGGACCAUGGGGUGAGGUUGGGCCCCGUGGCCUUCCAGGUGACCAGGGGCCACGAGGUCCAGUUGGCCCUAUUGGACUUAUCGGUUACCCUGGUAAAGAUGGACCUCAGGGAUCAAUUGGAUCACCUGGUGUCAAAGGAGAUCAGGGAUCUAGAGGAGCUUUGGGGCAGGAGGGAGUUGCUGGUCUCGAUGGUGAGGAGGGUCCAGUUGGACCGAGGGGACCUGAGGGUCUAGCUGGACAAAAAGGCACAGCGGGUGACCAGGGGGACACUGGGCACCCUGGACAGAGAGGGUCAAAGGGAGCUGAAGGUAACAGAGGCAACCAAGGACCACAGGGAGCAAAGGGAGCACCGGGGAGACAGGGAUACAGGGGUGCACCAGGGGACAGAGGAAGAGUCGGUGUUCCAGGCCUCAAAGGUGAACCAGGUACCCGAGGCUCAUCAGGCAAGCCUGGACGGUUCGGACCAGGGGGCAACACUGGGACGGCAGGAGCCAAAGGCCAGAAGGGGUUCCUUGGACACACUGGCCCUCCUGGCAGGUUAGGGCCCCUUGGACAGAUUGGACCAUCAAUACCAGGUUUGCCAGGCACGAGAGGUGUUCAGGGCAAAACAGGAAUCCCUGGACAAAAGGGCAGUCAUGGUGAGGACGGAAAGCCCGGACUUCCUGGCCUCAAUGGAGACAGGGGUAUUAUAGGUCAAAGGGGUGCAAAGGGAGAGUCUGGAACAAGAGGCACAGUGGGAACUUUGGGGAAGCCAGGAUUCAUUGGCAUUCCAGGUGCUAAAGGGAAACCUGGACCUGCUGGUCCUCCAGGUCUUCCAGGAACUAAAGGAAUUCAAGGGUCAAAGGGAAAAAGAGCCCAGCCUGGAAGGAAAGGAAACAAAGGAGCUCCUGGAAAAACUGGAGAUGAAGGCUCGCAGGGCAGACCAGGACCUGCUGGACAACCUGGAAAACCUGGCCUGAGCGGGUUGGAUGGUUUACUAGGGGUUGAAGGAAAUGAAGGAGAUCCCGGGGAUAUUGGUUUCAGAGGAGCUCCUGGAAUGCCUGGCAGGCCUGGCAAAAUGGGGAUACCUGGACCUCCUGGAAUCAGUGGAAACACUGGAGCACCAGGCUUCAAGGGUAAAGCUGGACCAAAAGGGAAAAACGAGCCACCAGGACCAAUGGGGCCAAAGGGUAUUCCAGGACUGAGAGGAGAGAAGGGCGAAUCUGGAGGUACUGGUCAAAAGGGUCUCCCUGGUGACACCGGAAUACUGGGACCAAUUGGGCCACCGGGGCUUAAGGGCAACCCUGGUUUGCAGGGCCUGAAAGGUCAAAGAGGUCAUAAAGGAAAGCAAGGAGAUACUGGUCGUCAUGGUCCGCGUGGGCAGAAAGGCUUACUUGGACUUCCUGGCGGGCUUGGAAAGAAGGGGAUGAAAGGUGUUGAAGGCAGGAGAGGGCAAAAGGGAGUCAAGGGCAAGCGUGGACCUCCAGGAAAACCUGGUGCACCAGGCAAGAGCAGGCCUACACAAAGACGGGGAUCAAAACCAGAUCAAAGAAAUGAGCAGAGGCCUAAAGCAAGACCCAAUACAAGACCAAGAGUGAAGAAUGUGCCAAGAUCCAUACAAACACCCAGGCUCCUGAAGCAAAGAUUAGGACAACAAAAACAGCCCAGGCUGGUGUCCAGGAGGUUGUCGCAAGCAGAUGAGGCUAAGGAAUUCAGCUGGCCUCAGGGAACUAAAGAUGACCCUGCCACCACCUGCUACGAGCUGGCACUCAUACACCCACAUCUGAAUGAUGGUUACUUUUACAUGGACCCCAACCAAGGCUGUCCCUAUGAUGCUGUGAAGGUGUUCUGUAACUUCACAGCAGGAGGAACUACUUGCAUCGAACCUUUACAAUCACAGAUUAAGUUAUCUUGGGAACCAGACAAGAUGAAAUCGAAAAUGUCCAUCCAGUGGUUCAGUCAGCAACAUGGUGGAAGCAAGUUUGAGUACGCUGAUGUGGAUGUUGUCCAGCUGAGGUUUCUGCGGUUACACAGCCACGCAUCUUUCCAAAACAUGACUCUCAGCUGUUCAGAAAACCACGCCGGUACUGCUGACGCAAAUGAUUCAGCCAAGAGGAUUAUUCACUUCCUGGGAGACUCUGGCAAAGAAAUUAUGUCACACCUUACCACAGUGUCCAGGAAGGGCUGUGAGGUGGAGGUGGUUGUGAUGGUUCAGGGGAGCAAAGAGCUCGAUCGAGGUGAUAUGGAGUUACUUCCUCUCAGAGAUUUUGGUGUAGAAAAGACAUCAUUAGCUCCCCUUGUCCCUGAGAUCACUGCUGUUUUGGGCCCCCUCUGCUUCUUGUGACCUAUGAAGAGUGUGUUUUUGUAUGUGUGUGUGUGUGUGUGUGUGUGUGUGUGUGUGUGUGUGUGUGUGUGACGAAAUUCUGUAAAUAUCUUUGAUUAAAAAAAGACAUAAAUAUACUGUUUGAUGGUUACAUAUUUUACAUGAAGAAUUUUGUUAGAUCAAAGUUGCUCAGUACUGUAUUUUGGUGUGUAUUUAUUGAACUGCCUCAAGUAUUUUCUAAAUUGUUAUUAAAUGUUGUGUAGCAUUCAGUGUUUAAAUGAAACUGACUUUGAGCUUAAAGUGUUUAUAUGACAACUCGAUGUAUCCUCACAGGAGAAUGACGUGCAGCACUAUCAAAAUAAAAUGAUGAGAUUGAACAUGUGGAAUUAAAAGCAGUUACAAUUUGGAAUUUAAGA
Molecule: messenger RNA, 4829 nt
Organism: Acanthopagrus latus (yellowfin seabream)
Lineage: Eukaryota; Metazoa; Chordata; Actinopteri; Spariformes; Sparidae
Product: collagen alpha-1(I) chain
Exons: 62
Coding region: 16-4434 (1472 amino acids)
Biological process (GO): angiogenesis; endothelial cell morphogenesis
Molecular function (GO): extracellular matrix structural constituent
Source: RefSeq, a predicted model, not a curated record